AUGGAUUAGGAUAUAGUGAUAAAAUGUUAGAUAGAAGAUCAUGAGAAUAAUGUAAAAUUGGUUUGUUUUGAUGAAAUGUGUAAAGAGAAUAGAUUAUAUUGUAUGUAAUGCAAUAGAAAUGGAAUUCAUAUUUCUCAUAAUUAACAUUAAUAUGAAUUACCAAUUUUAUUUGAACAUAUUCAAUAAGUUAAUUAAGAAUGUGAUGAUUUUAUUAAAAGGUUCAAUAAAUUAAUGGAUUCAAUUUAACAAUCCUUUUAUUAAUUAAUUUAAGGAAUCAGAACUAAAUAUCAAAGAUCCAAACAAUAAUUCCUAAAAUUUAAUUCAAAGCAAAUGAAUUCUUUUUUU
Messenger RNA from Paramecium sonneborni, 345 nucleotides. NCBI's taxonomy places the organism in Eukaryota, Ciliophora, Oligohymenophorea, Peniculida, Parameciidae. The record is from the annotation of a GenBank genome assembly.